Messenger RNA from Saprolegnia diclina VS20, 2096 nucleotides. RefSeq lists its product as hypothetical. Bases 1439 to 2020 code for a protein of 193 amino acids. Lineage: Eukaryota; Oomycota; Saprolegniomycetes; Saprolegniales; Saprolegniaceae. The transcript has a single exon. The record is from RefSeq and is a predicted model, not a curated record.
CGCCGAGAGUUCGUCUUCAUUCGGUCGUUUGCAACUUGCGACGUACCUGCGCGCCGCCGCACUACUAACCCGACGGCCAUGGCACCGACACCUCCGCCUGCAGUCGCCAACUCCGCCGCUUGCAACCCGACGCCGACGCGGCGCGAUUGUCGGCGAGCCGAGAGCGCAAGAUGAUCUUAGCGCUCGACCCACGUCGACGCCACGGCGGCCAGACCACACGACGAUCCUGCCAAGAACAUCGCACCGACCUACAUUGCUCGAUGCUCGACGCUUCGCGCCCGACUCGUGGCCAAGGCGCGGUACACGCCCGCCUGCUCACGGCCGUACGCUCUCUUGGCCCCAUGCCCUCGCCAUGGUACAUUCCGCAGCCACGUCCUCUCGGUGCCUUUUGUGAUCGCUGGCCCCGCGGGCGUGUUGCGCUGGCGCUCAACCCCGUGUUAUACUCGGCCUUUCAAGGCUCCUCGGCGGUAUCUUGGCGCGAUCUCCGCACCCGGCGUGACUGAAUUCUCGGCUUCCACCGGGACUUCCGAUAUUCAGUCUCGGAGGUUGCGCACAUGUCGCGCGCGAUCUUUUCGGCAUUUUCGCAGACCGCCGGCGACAGGAGCGACAUGUGACCUCUCGCAUCACGGGGUGUCCCAGCGGUCUUCGCAUUGAGGUCCACAGACGCCAUGCUCAAGUUACUCACCAGCGUCGUUGGGCCGAAGAUCGCACCGCUGACUGUCGCAGUGCUCGGCCCCCGACUCUUGCCCCUCCACCAUCAACCACGCCAUGAUGCACUUGACCACCAUGGUCUCUAUUUUGUACUAGUGAUGCUAUUUCGACCAUCUCGCCGGCUCCAUCAUCGGUCGAGCACCGUGUGUGGUCAAGUGCGCACUCGCCAAGUCAAGCACUAUGCGCGAGGUCUUCGGCGACGGCUUUGCUCGGUCGUGCAGCCCUCGCCAUGCGGCCCUCUUGCGCCAACGCUGGCUCACGCCUCUUCUUUCUUCCGGAGGCAUUCCUGAGGUAAGUGUGUCUACGCAGCGUCGUAUCGAUCCAGCAACGUGGGACGUCUGGUCCACACAGUUCAGGGCGGUUAGUGAGCGCAAAAGAUUAACGCGGAUGUCGCGGUGCCCAUCGUCCCGUCGCGCUGAACGAUACACCGCUGCGACAGGAGGUCAUUAACCCCUUGGUAUGUCCCAACCGAAAGUCCCGCACGCAUCCGGAUAAAACGACGCGAACUGAUCCGCGUUCUGAACGUCUACACAAAACGUCUUGCGUUUUGUAUUGCGCACAAUGUUGAAAAAAAGAAGCGGGGUAUCUCACACCUACUUGUCCGGAUAACGGAGGGCAUUUUUGACGACAUGAACGGCGCAUGUCGCCGGGCGUAACAUGCGUGGACGAUCUCCAUGAGAUGAGCGAUCUUGAAUAUCUCAAUUGACACUUUUCAAUUUCACUCGACAUGUGCAGCAGUCGCCAACUCGCCUCGCUUCUCUCGGCCUACGACAGCACGCACAAGGCGUACGUCCCCGACGACGUCAAGAAGGCGCGUGCCCGCCUCAAGAAGCAGGUGUACAACCGCGAGCGCUUCCGCCUCAAGCGCUGCCACCACCAGGCCGAGCUUCAAAUGCUCAGCAGCGAGAUUCAGUCGCUCGAGCGCCACGCGCGCGAGCUCGCGUACUUUAAGCGCUCGAGCCUCUCGUGGAUGGACAUUGCUGCUGUCUUCAAGACCGAGCGCCAGCUCAGCGAACACCAGAACCGCGACUUGAAGGCGCAGAUCGAGGAGCACAAGGAAAAGUGCCGCGUGCUCUUGGCGUGCGCCAAGAUCAACCUCGGCGACGGCGAGCGCCUCCCGGACGAGCUCAUGGACAUUGACGCAGCGGUCGUCGAUGGCAACGACCCGACGGCAAUUGCGUCAAGCCCGCCGACGACGCCCGCCUCCGUGGACCCGCUCGACUCGAUGCUCGACAACAUGGAGGAUCUGCUCCAAGAACCGUUUUAUGCGAGCUCGCCGAUCCCGUCGUCCACGUCUGUCGUCUGCUAAGUGUCGUCCACUACCACUACUACUUCGUUUUACUAUUUAUACCAUAAUGUCAAUAUCCAUGUCCUUAUACUCGCUU